Penaeus indicus is the source of this 516-nucleotide messenger RNA. RefSeq lists its product as uncharacterized. Lineage: Eukaryota; Metazoa; Arthropoda; Malacostraca; Decapoda; Penaeidae. The coding region runs from base 1 to 516 and encodes 171 amino acids. The record is from RefSeq and is a predicted model, not a curated record. The transcript is spliced from 3 exons.
AUGGCGGUGGUAGUCCUGUUCCACCAAAACCAGUGCUUAUUUACGGAGCAGAGUGUUGGACUGUCACCAAAAAAAGAGGAAUCUCUACUAAGACGAACUGAGAUGAGAAAGCUGAGACAUAUCCUCCAGGUCUCGUUAAAAGAUGAGAUCAGGAAUGGGGUAAUUCGAAGCAGAUGUGGUACCACAGAUAUAGUUGAGAAAGUCCAAGAGGCUAGACUAAGGUGGUUAGGUCAUGUGUUGAGGAGAGAGGAUGAAGAACCAUGCAGGAUGGCUUGGAAGCUUAGUUUGGAAGGUGACAGAGGUAGAGGGAAACCACGUCAGAGAGGGAGCGAUAACAUCAAGAAGGACCUCGAGGAAAAAGGAUUAGCCGAAAGAGAUAUAUCGGUCAGGGUGGAAGAAAUGACGCCAACGCCCUUCAACGCGGCACUCAACUGCAGUAGGGUGUCUCCGUUGGUGUACCUCAGCGAUCUGCCACCUGUGCGCGAUUUCCACCUGUGCGCGAAACGAGUCGACUAG